AUAAUUGAGAAAUUAAAAAAUUAGGUGAGGAAGAAGUAAAGGAUAAUUGAAAUAUGAAUGGUAACUCGUGCUAUUUCCCUACAUGCGAAGAUGCAAUUGCCAAAUAUAAAAACGACAGCUCAAAUAUAACUUCCUCCCAAAAUGCUUCUCUAGAAAUCCCAUUACGUAAGCAAUAGUUGUCGACCUGCUAUCCCAUAUACCAUUUUUGACCUAGUGAAUAGUACAAUCUUGCAUUACUUUAAAUAGCGAACCUAAAACUUCAGGCUGUGCUGAAUCGAUACCGCAGCCAUUCACGCCCAGGGUAUAGGGUACAGAGUUGGAAAUAUAUUGAUCGCAGCAAACGGGACAAAGCGGAGGGGCUUCAUCUCAGACUGUAGCAUCCAUUCUAUUCUCUAAGCAGCGUUAGCAGCCAACCGGCAAAAUGCCUCAGGGAGAUUAUAUAGAACUUCACAGGAAGCGGCAUGGAUACCGUUUGGAUCAUUUCGAGAAGAAGCGCAAGAAGGAGGCCCGUGAAGUGCACAAGCGAUCUGCUUUUGCUCAAAAGGCUCUUGGUAUCAAAGGCAAGAUGUUUGCAAAGAAGCGUUAUGCGGAGAAAGCUUUGAUGAAGAAAACAAUUGCUAUGCAUGAACAAAAGACCACCAGACGCAAAAUGGAUGAUAAUGUUCAGGAAGGAGCAGUGCCUGCCUACUUACUUGACCGUGAUGCAACAACUCGUGCCAAGGUGCUGAGUAACACAAUAAAACAAAAAAGAAAAGAAAAAGCUGGUAAAUGGGAGGUUCCCCUUCCCAAGGUGAGGCCAAUUGCAGAGGAUGAAAUGUUCCGUGUUGUCCGGUCUGGAAAAAGAAAAACCAAGCAAUGGAAACGAAUGGUUACAAAGGUUACAUUUGUGGGACCUGGAUUUACAAGGAAACCUCCCAAGUAUGAGCGAUUUAUUCGUCCAAUGGGUUUAAGAUUCACCAAAGCACACGUUACUCAUCCUGAACUGAAAUGUACUUUCAACCUUGAUAUCAUCGGUGUGAAGAAAAACCCAAAUGGUCCUAUGUAUACUUCACUUGGCGUGAUCACAAAGGGAUCCAUAAUUGAGGUCAACGUUAGUGAGCUUGGUCUUGUAACUCCAGCAGGCAAAGUUGUAUGGGGAAAAUAUGCGCAGGUGACAAAUAACCCAGAGAAUGACGGAUGUAUCAAUGCUGUUCUGCUUGUGUAAUUUUGAUCAACGCAUUUUUUUAAAAUAUAGAGGCUUUUUCCAAGGGGACCCUUUAAAUUGUAAUGGUCUGAUUAUAUUUUUUGGGUAGGCAGUAGAGAUCUAAAUUGAUGUCCAGAGGUGCAGUCCCUUAAAUAGAAGGGGCCAGUUUUCCCUGUAUAAUUUUGACCGUUAAAUUUUAUGCAUGUAUUAACAAUCUAUGACAAAAUUACUAAAAUGCUAAAGAAAUCUUGGUCUUAACAUUGUAUCUGAAGUUGUGCUAAUGCAAAUGGUCAAUCUUUAUGUCA
Molecule: messenger RNA, 1488 nt
Organism: Cryptomeria japonica (Japanese cedar)
Lineage: Eukaryota; Viridiplantae; Streptophyta; Pinopsida; Cupressales; Cupressaceae
Exons: 9
Coding region: 422-1204 (260 amino acids)
Biological process (GO): maturation of LSU-rRNA; maturation of 5.8S rRNA
Cellular component (GO): nucleolus; preribosome, large subunit precursor
Source: RefSeq, a predicted model, not a curated record